AUGUCAAACGAGGGAGGUGACGGUAACAACAACAACAUAGAAUACAUGAUCAGCCCCAAAACAAGAAAACCACCUCCGAUUCUAUUACCCUUACCUGAAAACGACGAAGUCACUAUUCCGAUGACACCGUCCGAGUUCAAAGACCGUUUAAUCUUCGGACCCUCGCCGCGAGACUCCUCUCAAUACUUCCAUUCACUCUCUCAGAAACACUCGCCGUCCUCCUCCGCCGCCGCCGCAGACACCUUCCCCGACUCCUCACCGCUAGAUCCCCUCCUCCCUCCACAACAGCAUCACGGCCAUCCACUCCACCGAUCCAAAACCGCGCCGGCGAUGGCCAUAAUCGACGAUCUCCACCACCCAAUGCAUCAGCAAACCGAGCUCGAGCCAUCAUCACGUUCUGUAGUGAGACAAGCUUUUGCUCUACUGGUCGUCUACCUCUCCUUAGGCGUCCUUAUCUACUGGCUGAACCGUGACCACUACGUAGUGAAUCAAACCCAUCCCGUCGUUGAUGGGUUAUACUUUUGCAUCGUUACAAUGUGCACCAUCGGUUACGGAGACAUCACACCAAACAGUGUCGUUACUAAGCUCUUCUCGAUCAUGUUCGUUCUCGUUGGGUUCGGUUUUAUCGAUAUUUUGCUUAGCGGGAUGGUCUCUUACGUUCUUGACCUUCAAGAGAGCUACAUGUUAGACUCUGCUAAGCGGAGGGAGGAGCCUGAUAAGAGAAGAUCGUAUAUUAUCGAUGUGAAGAAGGGAAGGAUGAGGAUUAGGUUGAAAGUGGCGUUGGCUUUAGGUGUUGUGGUUUCAUGCAUUGCUCUUGGUGUUGGGAUAAUGCAUUUUAUCGAGAAGAUUGAUUGGUUGGAUUCAUUUUAUCUCUCGGUUAUGUCGGUUACUACUGUUGGGUAUGGAGAUAGGGCGUUUAAGACGUUGCCUGGUAGGCUUUUCGCUGCGGUAUGGCUGCUUGUGUCUACGUUAGCCGUGGCUCGGGCUUUCUUGUACUUGGCUGAGGCGAGAGUUGAUAAGAGGAAUAGGGAGAGGGCUAAGAGAGUGCUGUGUGAGACAAUGUCUGUCUCUCAGUUCUUUGCUGCUGAUAUUGAUAACAAUGGUUGUGUCAGUAAAGCAGAGUAUGUGAUUUACAAACUCAAGGAGAUGGAGAAAAUAACAGAUAAAGACAUAACACCGAUCUCAAAACAGUUUGACAAACUCGACCGGUGCAGCAAUGGAAAGAUUACUCUUGUAGAUCUCUUGGAUAGUAGCAGUGGUGAUUGAUCCUCUGCAAUGUUUUGGUUUAGCUUAGUUUACAGUCGUUGCAAGUUACAACCUGAUCAAAUGAUGCUAAUGAGUAAAUGAUACUUGACGAGGAGCAUGCUCUCUGGUUUACCUAAAUCGGGUCUUGAUUAUGUGGUUGGUCUUGUUGCCUUUCGUAAUUGGUUAAGCGACUAUUCACUCGUCCAAUUUAUAUAAACUUGGGUGCUUAUGGUAACAUGUAUAUAAGCAAGAGAACUAAUGGGAAUAAAAAAAGGAAAUAGUGGUAUACAUAU
Brassica napus (rape) is the source of this 1538-nucleotide messenger RNA. Its product is annotated as two-pore potassium channel 3-like. NCBI's taxonomy places the organism in Eukaryota, Viridiplantae, Streptophyta, Magnoliopsida, Brassicales, Brassicaceae. Bases 1 to 1266 code for a protein of 421 amino acids. Gene Ontology annotation, biological process: stabilization of membrane potential; potassium ion transmembrane transport. Gene Ontology annotation, molecular function: potassium ion leak channel activity. The transcript has 2 exons. The record is from RefSeq and is a predicted model, not a curated record. Gene Ontology annotation, cellular component: plant-type vacuole membrane.